This is a messenger RNA of Caenorhabditis remanei, 741 nucleotides long. RefSeq lists its product as uncharacterized. Gene Ontology annotation, molecular function: ATP binding; leucine-tRNA ligase activity. Bases 1 to 741 code for a protein of 246 amino acids. Gene Ontology annotation, biological process: leucyl-tRNA aminoacylation. The record is from RefSeq and is a predicted model, not a curated record. The transcript has 3 exons. Lineage: Eukaryota; Metazoa; Nematoda; Chromadorea; Rhabditida; Rhabditidae.
AUGAAUUCACAGAUUCUGAAGAAGAAGAAGAGGAUUCAGAAGACGUCACCGCUCCAGAAGCCCCAAAAAUUUAAAGUUGAACCGAUCGAUUUGGAUGAUGAAGGGGACGUGCAAGUGACUUCUGAAGUCAAGAAGACGUCGUCAGAUGUAGUGGUAAAGAGAGAAGAUGAUGAGGAGUCGGAUAAUAAGGAUAUUCUCGCGCUCCCAACAACUACAGUAAUCAACCGAAAGAAGGUUCUAGCGAAAGCAAACAACGGAGCACUUCCAGAUAACAAAGUGAUCAGUCAGAUGAUCGGAAAGGAGGAUUCAUUGAAGAAAUUCGCAAAGAAAGCGAUGCCAUUCGUCCAGAUGAUCAAAGAGAGAUACGAACAGAAGGGAGUAUCAGCUCUCGCCUCUUCCAGUCCAAUAGAUCAGACUGCUAUCCUCAAUGAGAAUAUUGAUUUCAUUAUGAAUGCUUUGGAUUUGGAUCGUGUCUCUAUCCGACAUACCGAUGAGGAUGGAGUCGACCCGAAUUUUGUGGAGACUACCGUUCCAUUGGUGCCGAUGAUGAGCUUCUUGCCACAGAGGCCAAACGUGAAUCUCAUCUUCCGAAACGUCCAAAUCUGCAAUGCAAUGUUCGACGUGGUCGUUCCGAUUUGCGACGGCGACACUGUUUCGAUGAUCAUCCGGAAGUUGAGACGUAUCAGCAAGGCUAUCAACCGUAAGGCAGACUUCCAACUAAUCGAUUCAUUCAUGUAUUAA